GGAAGUGCGAGUCAGCCAGAGCUAUAAAGGAGAUUACGGCUGUUGGCGUUAACGAAUGAUUUGCAUGGUGCUCGUCGGAGAGGCGAAUUUCUUUCCCGAAUGUGGUUAUUUAUAAACACUAAAACUUCUUCCCACUAAAAAUAUUGAAUUUAACUUAAAAAGGUAUAACGAUGAACGGCAAAUCGGCGAAUGGCACAGCGGGCGGAACACUGGCCUGCAUUGAGGGGCUACCCCCACUGCCGAAGAGCUUAAGCGGCUUGCUCAAUUCAAGCGGCGGGUCUUGGAGAGAGAUGGAAAGGAUGUAUGCAAAGAAAACCAUGAUCCAAGACGACCUUAGCCGUGGGCGAAACAAUUCCGACAAUCUGCUUGCGAAUAAACCGGCCAACCUUGAUGCGGCUUUAGCACUCCUCCGAAAAGAAAUGGUGGGGUUGCGUCAGCAGGAUAUGUCUUUGCUGUGUCAGCUCUGGUCCCUCCAUGAGUCAAUCCAGGAGUACAAGGGCAGUUGCCAUGACCUCAGUGCCGCGCACGGGAUAGAGAAUGGCUACUUCGAUGAAGAUGAUGAAUACUACCAGGAGACCAGCACAACACCAACUGACCAACCGGAGGGAAGUGAGGCUACAUCUCCCAAAAACGGGACUAGCAAGGACUCCUGGCUAGGAGACUCUUUCCACAUCACCAUCUGAGAGACCCAAGAGCUGAGCUGUUUGGCUCCAAAGCUUGACUCCACACGUUUGAGGCAAUAUGCUUUAUUUUUUUUUAUAAAGAGCUGUGCCAUGCAUUUUGUUUUGCUGGCUUAUAGUAAUUUUUCAGCAGACAUUUUCAUACAAAUAUAUAAACCAAGGUUCAUUAUUUAUUAUAAAUUAUAAUAUGGUCAUUUUUGUUCUCCUAUUACUAUGAACAUUUUGAGUAUUUUUUAAAAUGAUUGGUUGUGAGUACUUCCAAGCUCUGUCAUCACAAUGUUUACAGGGUUGAAAUCCCAGAGACUGGGAAGUCUUGAUAAACAAAAGGGAUGCGAGUCCUGUCCCUGCAAUCAGUGAUGGAGGAAAUCAACUUUUAGAUGGCAUGUAGUGGCAACUUUGACUGUUACUGGUUUGUGUGGUGUAGACUGGAGAAAAGUAUAGAAAUGUGAAAAAAAGUAUUAAAAUGCUGGAAAAGCUUACUUCUGGAAUGGUUUUAGACCGGGCGAAGUAGGCAUGUGCUUCUCCGAAGCCCUAUGGUAUGCUUCAUUUCAUAUUGUGCUGUGGCUCUCCAUACCUUUUCAGUUAACAGUUCUUCAAUGAAACUGGAUUGUCGAAUUAAGUACAGAUAUCACCAUCGUAACCAUUGUUUGCAUUUAACAAAUCAAUACAGGGUACUCAUUAUGAAUUUAUAAUAUGUUGACCCCACUACGACAUGCAUUUAGUACAUGUUUGGCAAUUCUGUCCAUUACAGUCUUCCAUAGCCAACUGACACCUAUCUCAAGUCUGCACUCAACAUUUAGCUGCAUAGACUGCUCAUCAAAAUAAUACAGGCUAGAAAGUGCAUUCUUGAAGUGAAAUUCUGCGUGUGAAUCCUGACUUUUUUUGUGUAAAUUGGUCCACAAUUCAUGUGUUUGUGGUACGCAAACCAAAGAGUAUAAUUGACGCACAUUUGCUGAAUUGUAAUGAGUUUUAGGAAUGAUACUGUGCAAUGUUCUUCUAGAUGCGCCUAGACAGUUUUUUUUCUUUUUCUUAUGUUACACUAUAUCAAGAAUGUUUUGUAAUACAGGAGGUUGAUCUGUUUAGAUGUAUGUUUUCUUGACUAUGAUUAAUGCCAUUUGACAAUAUACACACCAGAGGAUGACUGGAGGCCAGGUACAGCAUGCUUUCAAAAUGGGGAGUUAAAGAAAAUGUCCUCGGUAACUUUAUGCCUCAAUGUGUUAUCAUGUACUGAAUUUUCUACCUCCAGCUUCAACGUAAAUGUAUAUGUUGCUGCCACCAGCCCCAUGUUGAAAUUCAGUAUUACAGGAUAGCAGUCUUAUUUUUCUGCAUCACACUAAACAGGAAUCUCCACACUUAGUGCCUUUGGGUGUCCAACCUUGGCUAUUGCUGUUAUCUGUCCCUUCAACUCACAGCACUUUUCUCAAUCUGGUCAUUUCUUAUGGCGCAUACAGUGCGCAUUAUACUGUAACUCCAGCACAGUUACUUGUUCAAUUCCCACCUUUUAAAGGAAACCUCUGAGGUUUCUUCACCAGCGUCAAUAAUCCAGAGUAAUACAGAUGUGAAAUGUACACAACUGCAUCCCGAUGAGUUCCUUUUUCAUGUGGCGAUAUCCAGAUGCACAAUGUCUUGAUUUCAUUCAAUCGGAAAGCUGUUUUCUUACCACAGUCAUUUCGAGUUGUUGGUGCUGAAUCAGAAUCUACGGAGACCUAAAGGAGCCAAUAUAGACCUCAAGCCAAGGAAAUUAAACAUCAAUCUUAGCAAACAUUUAUGUUCAAAGUGUAAAGAACAUUGACAUGUUUUACGUUUAGAUUUGCUUCUUUACCCAAUGAUUUCAGUCCAUAUUUUUAGCGAAAAAGGCCAAGAUGAGUGAAUCUGUUAUCAAAGGCCCAGUCCCAGUGAAAGUCAUAUGAAUUUCACCUGUGGAAGAUUGUUUUGAUGUAUAUUUGAUUGUUCCUUCCGAUAGAACUCAAAGACAAUAUUUAAAGGGUUUGUUUUGUUUCAAUCCAUUCAUCAUAUUUGUUAUUUUUCAGUGAAUGACCAUACUACUGUUUUUGGAAGAUUGUUUUUAUGCUCUCUUAUGUGAUAGUUAUACUUAUGGAUUUAAUAAAAUGACUUUACUCAGA
Messenger RNA from Coregonus clupeaformis (lake whitefish), 2803 nucleotides. Its product is annotated as protein FAM89A-like. The record is from RefSeq and is a predicted model, not a curated record. The transcript is spliced from 2 exons. The coding region runs from base 171 to 683 and encodes 170 amino acids. Lineage: Eukaryota; Metazoa; Chordata; Actinopteri; Salmoniformes; Salmonidae.